Messenger RNA from Anoplophora glabripennis (Asian longhorned beetle), 704 nucleotides. Its product is annotated as UPF0428 protein CXorf56 homolog. The coding region runs from base 1 to 648 and encodes 215 amino acids. NCBI's taxonomy places the organism in Eukaryota, Metazoa, Arthropoda, Insecta, Coleoptera, Cerambycidae. The transcript has 3 exons. The record is from RefSeq and is a predicted model, not a curated record.
AUGCCCAAAGUAGUUUCACGCAGUAUAGCCUGUUCAGAUACAAAAGAUCAGGAAGAAUAUGGUGAUGAAAAACCCUUGCACAUAUAUUACUGCCUAUGCGGACAAAUGACAUUAAUUUUAGAUUGUUCUAUCGAAAAACUUCCUCUGAGAAAGAGGGAUGGAGCCAGAGUUUUAGACGGUACAAAUCAUGCACACAAAAUUACUUGUGAUACAGAUGAGACAGUGUAUAUUAAACGUCCUGAAGGUAUUGAAAAACAGUUUCGUCUAAAAUGUAAAAAGUGUGGAUUGCUUUUGUAUUAUAAACAUGAUGCACAAAGUCCUAUAAGUUUCAUUGUAAGAGGAUCGUUGAUAAAAAGUACUAAUGAAGGCCCUAUUAAUGAUAUAUAUAAUCAAGUAGCUGUAGAAAAACCAAAGAAAAUUAUGGUCACUAAACAUACAAAAAAUAUGGGCAAAUUUAGCUCGGUGACUGUAUCUACUAUAGAUGAAGAAGAGGAUGAAAUCGAAGCAAGGGAAGUUGCAGACAGUUAUGCAAAUAACGCUAGGAUAAUAGAGAAACAAUUAGAAAGGAAAGGUGUCAACAAAAGAAAACAAGAACAGAGUAAAUCACAAGAAAUGAAAAAAGUGCGAGGAACCCUUAUUGAUAAAUAAAAGUAACAUUUUCUUCUGUAUUUAAAAAAUAUAUUGUUUUGUUUUAUAAACAUUUU